This is a messenger RNA of Cololabis saira (Pacific saury), 5107 nucleotides long. Its product is annotated as immunoglobulin-like and fibronectin type III domain-containing protein 1. Gene Ontology annotation, molecular function: protein binding. The coding region runs from base 215 to 4087 and encodes 1290 amino acids. The transcript is spliced from 26 exons. The record is from RefSeq and is a predicted model, not a curated record. NCBI's taxonomy places the organism in Eukaryota, Metazoa, Chordata, Actinopteri, Beloniformes, Belonidae.
AUUCAAAAAAAAGUCUAAGGAGCUUUGAGCUGUCACCAGGGUCUGGGCCGUACAUGAGCUUUAGGCACUGACUUGCAUACUGCUGGAGGGAUCUAUUACGUUGACAAAAUUAGGGGACAGCACAGUGUGACCAGACUGCUGUCUGAAAGGAAAGAGAGCACGGAGCGCUGAGCGCAGAAACCUCUGAGUCAGCAGAAUUCAGGAGUGAAUCAAGAUGUGGAAAAGGACAAAGGUGACCGAUCAAACUGGCACUGGCCAGACGGUCGGCGAAUCUGAGGACGCUCUCCCCGAUGACAAAGGCAUCAAGAGGAAGUCAAAGGUGCCCGGUGUCAUGAUAACCCAGUUUCUGGAGGAACUACCGGAAGGAAAGACAACUCCAGAUUUCACCAGAAAGCCCAUUGGUCUCACCAUUCCGGAGGGUAAAUUUGCCUUCUUAAAAGCCAUUGUGGUGGGUGAACCGAAACCUAAAGUAACCUGGAGCAGAGCCAGUGCAGAAAUUCUUUUUCACGAGCACUUGUGCGUGCAGAAGUAUGACGAGGCAUCUCAUGAACAUACCCUUGAGUUUCCUAAGGUGGCUCCAGAUGAUGCUGACACCUACAAGUGCUAUGCUACAAAUGAAUAUGGGAGAGCAGUUUGCACCGUUGUUUUGAAUGUCAUUGCAGUUGGAUUCUCUAAGGCCAAAGAGUUUCAAAAGAUAAAUAUAGAAGAUACAGCACAAAUCAGAAAAAAUCUUAAAAAACGCAAUCCAGACGGAACUCGUGAAGCCGUUAAGCCGAUGGCAACAGAGGAGAAGAUCUGGGAAAUCCUGCUAAGUGCAGACAAAAAAGACUAUGAGCGGAUCUGUUUAGAGUAUGGUAUCACAGACUUUCGUCGCAUGCUGAAGAAGCUUAACGAAAUGAAAAAAGAACGAGAAGAGGAGAUUGCCCAGUUUAUAACACACAUCAGGACACUGAAACCCAUUGAGGUCAAAGAUGAAAACUGUGCAACAAUUGAGUUAGACAUGGAUCUGUUGGAUCCAGGCAGCAAAAUCUAUCUUUACAAGGAUGGUGUUAUGGUUCCAAUCUCAAAAGAAGAAAAAGAUGGGGAAAAGCAUCAACUGAAACAAGUUGGAAAGAAAUUUAUAUUCACAAUUAAUAAGUUGGGAAAAGAUGAUGCUGGACUCUAUUCAGUUGAUGUUGAAGGAGUCAAUGUAUUCUCCACAGAUUUUAAAGUGCCUGAAUGUGACUUUGCUUUAAAAAUACAAGAGGUCAAAGCAGAAGAACGCGAGGACGCCCUCUUUCAAUGUGUUCUAACUGCACCAGUCAAAGAAAUUAAAUGGUAUGGCAAAACUGCUCUACUGUCAAAUAAUGAGAAACAUGAGAUCACUGUAUCUGAAGAUCAUCUCAUUCACAAGUUGGUUAUACGAGACUGUAUGCCUUUGGAUGCUGGUAUCUAUGCUGCUGUGGCAGGAAUCAAGUCCUGCAAUGCCUGGCUUGUAGUAGAAGCUGACAGGAAAACUGGGGAAAAGAAAAAGAAAGCUGCUCGCAAAACUACCGUUGCCGGUGCCACCAAUGAGGAAGAGUUGAUGAGAAUCGCUCAAGAACAGCAAGAAAAAUAUAAGAAAGAAAUCGAACUUGCCCUAAAAGCUAAAAAACGAGUGAGAGAUGGUCCACUGGUUCCAGAUACAGUAAUAGUCAUUAACUUGCUGGCUGUUGAAUUCUCAGACCCGGGAGUUCACUUUCACGCUGGCCUUUCUGACUGCAACGCUGUUGUUGGAGAAUCAGCAGCGCUGGAGUGUAAAGUGAGCAGUGAAGACUGUGCGGGAACCUGGUACAAAGAUGGCGUUGAGAUCAAAUCAUCGGACGACCUAACUAUUACAAAAGAUGGAUGUUUCCACAGGCUGAAAAUUCAGAAAGUAACGGAAGAAUAUGCUGGAAAAUACAAAUUUGAAGCUGAUGGCCGAAAGACGGAGGCUGUGAUUGUUGUUGAGGAUCCACCCAGAUUUGAUGCAGAGGAGAUGAAAGAAUUUACCACUCCAGUAACUGUGAAAAAGGGACAGAAAGCCGCUUUUAAAAUACCUUAUGUUGGACGGGGACCCAUAAAAGUCCAGUGGUACCUUGACGGCGAAGAGCUUUCAGAUGAAAGCAAUGUUAGGAUUGAGCACUUGGACGGGAGUACUAACUUGCUUCUAACUAAACUGCAACGGAAAGACUCAGGAGAAAUCAAGAUAAAACUUAAAAAUGAGUUUGGCACUACUGAGAUCUGCAGCCAGCUUGUUGUUCUGGAUAAACCCACUCCUCCAAUGGGACCCUUGGAGAUUGUUGAAGCUGGUUCUUCUGCCGUUGAAUUCAAGUGGAGAGCUCCAAAAGACAAUGGUGGUUGCAAGAUAGAAAACUACAUCCUUGAACGGCAGCAAGUUGGGCGGAACACCUGGAAGAAGGUGGGGCCGAUCGGUCCUGAUGCAAAGUUCAGGGACACUGAUGUCGACCAUGGCAGAAGGUACUGCUACCGCAUCAGAGUGGAGACUGAGAUGGGAACUAGUGAGCUGAUGGAAACUGAGGACAUUCAGGCUGGAACAAAAGCAUACCCUGGACCUGCCUCCGCACCAAAGAUUGUCAGUGCCUUCAAGGACUGCAUCAACAUUUCCUGGUCUCCCCCUUCCGACACCGGAGGAACUAAUAUCCUUGGAUUUAAUGUUGAGAAACGCAAGAAGGGCAGCAACCUUUGGAGCGCUGUCAACCCACCUACUGAGCCUGUCAAGGGUAAACAGUGUGCCGUUAAAGAUGUGGUUGAAGGCCUAGAGUAUGAAUUCCGUGUGUGUGCGAUCAAUAGCUCCGGGGCCGGUGAAUUUAGCGCACAAUCUGAAUUUGUCUUUGCCAGGGACCCUAAAAAGCCUCCUGGUAAAGUCACUGAGUUGAAAGUGACAGACUCCACCUACACAACCCUGUCCCUUUCUUGGAUCAAACCCAAGGACAUCAAGGAGGUUGAAGAUGAAGCCAAGGGAUAUUUUGUGGAGAUCAGGCCCGCAGAAAAUACAGAGUGGGAUAGAUGCAAUACUAAUCCCAUAUCCAUGACUUCAUAUACAGUAAAGGGUAUGAAGUCGUUGGCCAUGUACUGGGUAAGAGUCGUUGCAACCAACGAUGGAGGAGAAGGAGAGUCUCAGGAGCUGGACAAUUACAUUCUUGCUAUGCCCCCUCCCGUGAGACCACGAUUCACAGAUGCCAAAAUCAAGAGUUUCAUGGUGGUGAGAGCAGGAAAUUCUGCACGAUUCAACAUUAACUUUGAGGCCUCCCCUUGGCCAGAGGUGAUUUGGUUGAAAGAUGGAGUCCCAGUGUCUAAAAAGGUGACCGUCAGCAAUGCUGAAGGUACAUCCCAGCUUCUUAUUCCAUCAUCUGAGCGCUCAGACACUGGAAUUUACACCAUCAUUGUCAAGAACAUCGUUGGGCAAGAAACAUUCAGCAUUGAAAUUAGAGUCACUGAUGAGCCAAAGCCACCCGGUCCCACGGAGAUGGAUGAAAACGUGCCUGGCACAGUGACUAUUUCAUGGACCCCGUCACCAGAUGAGAAGCGUGAUGACAGGCUUCACUACAUGGUGACCAAGCGUGACUCAAGCAAAAGAACCUGGCACACUGUCGCCGAUCGCAUCUUCAACAAUAAAUUCACUGCUUGCAACAUAAUGCCUGGCAGAGAAUACCAGUUCAGAAUCUAUGCAAAGAACGACAUGGGCUCCUCCACUCCCUCUGAAACAACCAAGUGGCUGAUUCCAGCCAAAAAAGAAAAGUUCACAGUGAAAAUGCCCGAGUCGAAGGUCUGCGAUCUACAGUGUCCUCCCAAAUUCAUUGUCCCACUGAAACUCCACACUGCUCCCCAAGGAUAUGAAUGCUACAUGACUUGUGCUGUAAAAGGAGACCCAAAACCUCAUGUAACAUGGCUCCGCAACAACAUCAGUCUAAAUACCAACACCAACUACUUCAUCUCCAACACCUGUGGAGUCUGUUCAUUGCUAAUAUUGACGGUUGGAGCUAAAGACACCGGAGAGUACACAGUGGUUGCAGAAAGCUCUUUGGGAAGGGCAGAGUCUUCCACCAAACUCACAGUCAGAGAAUAAGUGAGCACUAAGAAGAUGGCAGCACGACACCAACCUGUCGUUCUAAAUUCAACAUCUUUAAUGCAUGUAAAGUGUGAUUUCACUAAUGCUGAUGAAAGUUUCCCUCCAUGUCAUUACAUUUUGAUUAAUACAUUUGGCAAAGGUUGUGCGGAAUUAAAAUCAAAAAAGAACUUUAGUCCUAAAAAUGUACUUUAAGAAACAUCACCGAAAUGCAUUCUUUGUUUUGAUUUCAAUCAUGUAGCAUCAAAAUAAAAGGUGUUUGACAUAGUGUCAUGCAAAUUUUAUUUUGCAUAUAAAAUAUUGUGAAUAUUGUGAGCAAUUGGAAUAUUUUGAAUGCUGCUAGUCUUGCAGUUAACACCUACAGUAGGUGUAUUUAUAAUUAUUGGAUGGUUGCAGUAAUUAUUUUAUUACAUCUGCCAAAAAUAUUCAGCUUUUGUUGACUUUUGUCUAUUUUGUCCAUCAGCAGCAUAGUGCUGUUUUAUGAAACCUGGUGUAACGGUGGAUUUGUCAUCUUCAGAGCACACCAGGAGGGUUGUUCUUGCAUGUUAGGAUAGCCAAGCUAUUAGGUUCCCCCCCGAGGGGCUGACAACCUUCACUUUUCGGGCUCUAGAAGUCAAAUUGAUAAUUCAAAGACAUCUGAAAACUCCCUAAGGGGCUCUUACUUGGAGUAAAAUGCAAAGAAUAGAAGUGGUUUCAGAAUGUGAGAAUGUGCUAAUGUUUCCAGUAGCGUUAUUGAGAGUUUAAAUUUGAUGUUUCUAUCUUGAUGUAAAAAAAAAAAAAAAUCACAUGUGUGCCCACACAUGUUCAUCAUUUCUGACUAUAUGAAGGUGAUGUUUGAUUUGAAUCCCCUUGAUUCCUGCACCCUUAGAUGGCCUUUUGCAUUUAUAAUAUAGAUUUGCAAUCUUACUUUAAAAUGGAAAUAUUCUGACUUGAAACGUCUAUGAUACAGAUGGAUAUUACAGUAUGUUGUAUGUAUACAAAUUAGUUUGGGUUUGGGGUAAAUAAAUGUUUAAUUGUUCA